AUGGGCGAGCAUAAUCUCCUGAAUCCUGGGUUUGUGGGGCCGCUGGUGAACAUCCACACGGGAGACACCUUUUACUUUCCCAACUUCCGCGCGUCAGGGGCGCAACUCCCGGGGCUGCCUUCGCUGUCCUACCCACGCCGCGACAACGUGUGCUCGCUGCCCUGGCCGUCGGCCGAGCCGUGCAAUGGCUACCCUCAGCCCUAUCUCGGCAGCCCGGUAUCUCUCAACCCGCCUUUCGGCCGCACGUGCGAGCUGGCUCGCGUGGAGGAUAGCAAGGGGUACUACCGUGAGCCGUGCGCCGAGGGCGGUGGGGGCCUAAAGCGGGAGGAGCGCGGGCGUGAACCCGGAGCAGGGCCCGGAGCAGCGCUGCUGCAGCUGGAGCCGUCGGGGCCGCCUGCGCUCGGCUUCAAGUACGACUACACGGCGGGCGGCGGCGGUGGUGACGGCGGCACGGGACCUCCCCACGACCCACCCUCGUGCCAGUCACUGGAAUCCGACUCCAGUUCGUCCCUACUCAACGAGGGCAACAAGGGCGCCAGCGCGGGCGACCCUGGCCCUCUGGUGUCGCCGUUGAACCCAGGCGGCGGGCUUUCAGCCAGUGGCGCGCCCUGGUACCCGAUCCACAGCCGCUCGAGAAAGAAGCGUAAGCCGUAUUCGAAGUUGCAGCUGGCAGAGCUGGAGGGCGAGUUUCUGGUCAACGAGUUCAUCACACGCCAGCGUCGGAGGGAACUCUCGGACCGCUUGAAUCUUAGUGACCAGCAGGUCAAGAUUUGGUUCCAGAAUCGGAGAAUGAAAAAGAAAAGACUUCUGCUGAGGGAGCAAGCUCUCUCCUUCUUCUAG
Mesocricetus auratus (golden hamster) is the source of this 840-nucleotide messenger RNA. It is a transcript of the gene Hoxc12, whose product is annotated as homeobox C12. Gene Ontology annotation, biological process: regulation of DNA-templated transcription. NCBI's taxonomy places the organism in Eukaryota, Metazoa, Chordata, Mammalia, Rodentia, Cricetidae. The coding region runs from base 1 to 840 and encodes 279 amino acids. Gene Ontology annotation, molecular function: sequence-specific double-stranded DNA binding; DNA-binding transcription factor activity, RNA polymerase II-specific. The record is from RefSeq and is a predicted model, not a curated record. The transcript has 2 exons.